This is a messenger RNA of Pelobates fuscus (common spadefoot toad), 3456 nucleotides long. RefSeq names its product lysine demethylase 1B (gene KDM1B). The record is from RefSeq and is a predicted model, not a curated record. Gene Ontology annotation, molecular function: chromatin binding; oxidoreductase activity; transcription factor binding. Bases 127 to 2595 code for a protein of 822 amino acids. Gene Ontology annotation, biological process: positive regulation of transcription by RNA polymerase II; negative regulation of transcription by RNA polymerase II. The transcript is spliced from 21 exons. NCBI's taxonomy places the organism in Eukaryota, Metazoa, Chordata, Amphibia, Anura, Pelobatidae.
GUGUGCGCAUGCGCAGUGCCCAUUUCAGGCUGUGCAUUAUUAUAGUUGCAAGUUGGUUUUGGAGCCUGGAGAACACAGAGAGGAGGAGCGAAGCCGGACGUGCAAUCACCUCUCUUAUUGGAUGCAAUGUCAGGAGCAAAGAGUAGAGCCAAGAAAAAGGCAAAUACCGUUGAGAUCUCAUCUGAUACAUUACCUGUAAGAUCAUCUGGCAGACAGGUAAAGAAGAAAGCAAAUGAUACAUUAGACGAAGAUGAAGAUUCAUCCGAAAAGAAAUAUAGGAAGUGUGAAAAAGCUGGAUGUACUGCCGCUUGCCCUGUUUGUUUUGCCAGCGCUGCUGAAAGAUGUGCCAAAAAUGGUUAUACAUCUAGGUGGUAUCAUCUUUCCUGUGGAGAGCAUUUCUGCAAUGAAUGCUUUGAUCACUAUUACAGAAGUCACAAAGAUGGGUAUGAAAUCUAUGCAUCUUGGAAAAGAAUUUGGACAAGCAAUGGGAAAAGUGACCCCAGCCCAAAAGCUUUCAUGGCUGACCAACAGCUGGCAUAUUGGGUGCAGUGCACAAAACUUGAAUGUGGGAAGUGGCGACAGCUGACAAAAGAGAUUCAGUUAACAACACAAAUGGCAAAAACAUACAGAUGUGGCAUGAAAUUGAAUAACUCGGUCAAGACCGAGGGCCCAGAUCAGUGCUCAAUGCCAGAGGACCUGAGAGUUUCUGAAGUACAGACACAAUCCUGGUAUUCCAUGCUCAUUCUCCCUCCACUGCUGAAGGACAGCCCUGCAGCUGAAUUGUUGGCUGCCUACUACCCAGACUGUGUGGGCAUGAGCCCAUCCUGUACCAGCACUAAUCGCCUUCUUGGAGAAGACCAUUCUGCGAAAAUGGAGCACUGUAGAGGUGUUUCAUCUCCUAACUCAGCCAGUACAAAAAUCAAUCCGUACUUCCAACCUUUUUACCAGCCUAAUGAAUGUGGGAAAGCACUCUGCGUUAGACCCGAUGUGAUGGAAUUAGAUGAGCUUUAUGAGUUUCCAGAGUAUUCACGUGAUCCUACCAUGUAUUUAGCAAUGAGAAAUCUAAUACUUGCUCUAUGGCACAUAAACUGCAAGGAGGUGCUCACUCCCCAGAAUUGUGCUCCUCAUAUAAUUGUACGAGGGUUGGUUCGCAUUCGAUGUGUUCAAGAGAUGGAGAGGAUCCUCUAUUUCAUGACUAGAAAAGGACUGGUCAACACAGGAGUCCUGGCAGUCUCGCCAGGUCAAUACCUUCUUCCACAGGAAUAUCACAAUAAAUCUGUAAUUGUCAUUGGGGCUGGCCCCGCUGGACUGGCAGCUUCCCGACAGCUGCACAACUUUGGCAUAAAGGUGAUGAUUCUUGAAGCCAGAGACAGGAUUGGAGGGAGAGUUUGGGAUGACAAGUCUUUUAAAGGUGUCACCAUUGGAAGAGGAGCCCAGAUUGUUAAUGGCUGUGUCAACAAUCCUAUAUCAAUAAUGUGUGAGCAAAUCGCGAUCAAGAUGCGUAAACUGGGAGAAAGGUGUGAUCUAAUUCAGGAAGGGGGAAGACUUACUGACCCAGCUAUAGAUAAACGAAUGGACUUCCACUUCAAUGCUAUACUAGAUGUUGUUGCUGAGUGGAGAAAAGAUAAGACGCAGAAUCAAGAUGCACCACUAGGAGAUAAGAUCCAGGAAAUCUACAAGGCUUUUAUUCAGGAAUCUGGAAUCCAAUUCACUGAUGUGGAAGAAAAGGUGUUACAGUUCCACCUCAGUAAUCUGGAGUACGCCUGUGGAAGUAACUUACAGAAGGUAUCUGCUCGUUCUUGGGACCACAAUGAAUUUUUUGCCCAGUUUGCUGGAGAUCAUACAAUGUUGACUGGUGGAUACGCUGCGAUCAUUGACAAGUUGUCAGAAGGACUUGAUAUUCGCCUUAAAUCACCUGUCCGAAGUAUAGAUUACACUGGUCAAGAUGUUCAACUUACAGUUGCUGAUGGGAGCACCUAUACCGCACAAAAGGUGUUGGUUACUGCUCCCUUGGCAAUUCUUCAGAAAGGUGUGAUUCAAUUUAACCCUCCAUUACCAGAAAAGAAAGUUAAAGCUAUUAAUAGUCUUGGUGCUGGUAUCAUUGAAAAGAUUGCUUUACAGUUUCCUUAUAGGUUUUGGGACAACAAAAUUCAGGGAGCUGAUUUCUUUGGUCAUAUCCCACCUGACUCCAGUAAGCGUGGAUUGUUUGGGGUUUUCUAUGACAUGGAUCCACAGGGUAAACAUGCUGUCUUAAUGUCCGUGAUUACUGGGGAUGCAGUAACUUCAAUUAAAGAUAUGGAUGAUAAGCAAGUGGUGAAACAGUGCAUGGUGGUACUCCGAGAGCUCUUCAAAGAGCAGGAGGUGCCACUCCCAGUGAAAUACUUUGUCACACGGUGGGCUAAAGAUCCAUGGGCUCAAAUGGCCUAUAGUUUUGUGAAGACUGGUGGAACUGGGGAAGCAUAUGACAUAAUAGCUGAAGAUAUCCAGGGAAAAAUAUUUUUUGCUGGUGAGGCCACAAAUCGCCAUUUUCCCCAGACGGUCACUGGAGCCUACUUGAGCGGUGUGCGAGAAGCGAGCAAGAUUACUACAUUUUGAACAAUGGGGCUUAUUUUACAACAAUGUUUCUACUUUUAUAUACUGUUUUGGGAAGCAAUUUAAAGAAUACUCAAUUAAUAUCAUGUUUGGAUAAACAUUACAGUGCAACUUUCUUGUUUACAGCAUUUGUUAUAUAUUUAAUAUUGACCAGAAUGUUGGAAAUCAGGCUGUGUAUUGAACGUUCUACUGGGGUAUUGUUCACAUUUCCCUUAAAGAGAGCAUUAAUCAGGUAAUAUACCUUUAACAUUACGAACGUAAUUAUUAGACUUGCACAUUAAUGAGUUUCAGGCAUUUUGAACUAAUCAAAUUCCUUUUCAUAUAUGCCCAAAAGAAUCAAUCUGUCUGGGUUUUAUCUGUGGAAUCUUAUGCAAUGAAUAAGACUCCACAGGCAAGUCUUGGAUGGAUCGAUUCGUUCGGGCAUAGAUUAAAAGGAAUUUGAUCGUUCAAACCACCUGAAAUGCAUUAUUACGCAAGUCUAGUAAUUCUGAUGGUAAAUUGGAUUUCUGGGCUCCCUACAAUGGCGCUGUCAUCCAAUUGGCAGCUGUCUGUACCAGGAGUGUUUUUUUUGUUCUGCCAAAUGCUUUGUCUUAUUUAUUAAGUAUUGAGUUAUUCGAAGAUAUGCAAGUAAAUGUUUAAAUUAAUAAACAUGUAAAUUAAAAUUUUGUUGUAAAUAUAUAAAACAAAAACAUACUUGGCACUAAAUUUAGUUUUUCUUUGUGUUCAGUUACUGCCAAACAUGCUUAUUCUCUUACUACAGAGAUACACUUUGUUUUCACUAUACUUUUGGAUUUGCUGGAGUGCUGAGCAUGGACAAUUUCAUGUUAAACUGUAUGUUCAAAAUAAAGGCAUAUAUUAAAAAUG